Molecule: messenger RNA, 1848 nt
Organism: Erinaceus europaeus (western European hedgehog)
Lineage: Eukaryota; Metazoa; Chordata; Mammalia; Eulipotyphla; Erinaceidae
Gene: HEMGN
Product: hemogen
Exons: 5
Coding region: 162-1799 (545 amino acids)
Biological process (GO): cell differentiation; regulation of osteoblast differentiation
Cellular component (GO): nucleoplasm
Source: RefSeq, a predicted model, not a curated record
CACAGCAGUUUCUCAGGCUGCACAUCUGGGCACUUGGCCCUACAGAGUUGGGCAUAAUUCUGGGGACUACCGUGGGCCCAGCCUCCCAGUAGAUGACACUGUGGAGUUGGAAAGGCUGACCGCGGAAGUCAGACCAAAUAGCAGGAAGGCAUUGAAGCAAGAUGGAUUUGGGGCAGGGCCAGUCCCCUCUGACACCUCAUCAGACACCUCAGCAAGAAAAGAAAGUUCCAGAAGUCAUUGGACGUUGGAGUUUGCGAAACAGAGAACAACUCAGAAAAAGAAAAGCAGAAGCGCAAGAAAAGCAAACUUCACAGUGGCAAUAUGGAGAACAGAAGAAACAAAAGUGGCAGAGAACAGGAAAAAGAAAUGAAAAAGGUAGAAAGAAACAAAAUACAGAACUGAAGGUGAAGCCAUGGUCACAAGUAAAAAAGAAAAUGAUAAACAAAGCCCUGGAACCCACAGAGAAAGAAGCUGAGCUGCCGGGGAAUGUUCCCAAAGCUAUCCUUUCCGAAGCUUCCCCUCUCAAAGUUAUGUCUGAGAAACAUUUUUCUGAGUUAGACCAAGAAAGCAUUACACAUCAGGAAAAUACUUCCGAGUACAAAGAAACAGGGUCACAAAACGAACCAUCUGAACCGUGUCAAGACAUGGCCGAACCUGAAGACCUCUCUCCCAAAAGGUGCCAAGAAGCACCUGCACUUCAAGACCAUCCUUCUGAACUGUGUCAAGACAUGGCCGAGCCUGAAGACCUCUCUCCCAAAAGGUGCCAAGAAGCACCUGCACUUCAAGACCAUCCUUCUGAACCGUGUCAAGACAUGGCUGAGCCUGAAGACCUCUCUCCCAAAAGGUGCCAAGAAGCACCUGCACUUCAAGACCAUCCUUCUGAACCGUGUCAAGACAUGGCCGAGCCUGAAGAUCUCUCUCCCAAAAGGUCCCAAGAAGCACCUGUAUUUCAAGACCAUCCUUCUGAACUGUGUCAAGACAUGACUGAGCCUGAAGACCUCUCUCCCAAAAGGUGCCAAGAAGUAGCAAUUCCCAAAGCUUUUGCUCCUAAAAGAUCUGGAGACAUAGCUGACCUGGAAGUAUGCUCUCCUGAAGCAUCCCCCAAACCUGAUGUGCCUGAAGAUUGCACUCUUGUAACAUACCAAAACAGAGCUGGACCUGAGGAAUAUAACUCAGAAGCAGAUCAAGGAGUAGCUGAGACCAAAAGCUUCUUUUCGAACACGCAGCCAGAAAUAGCUACACCGAAAGACCUUUUGACAAAAACAUACCGAGAAGCAGUUAAACCUGAGUACUUCUUUCAUGAAACAUGUAGAGAAAUUACUAUGCCAAAAUCCCCUUCUCAUGUGACAAUCCAAGAAACAGCAGUUCCUGAAGAAUAUGUCCCUUCAAUAUACCAGAAAACACCUCCUGAAGGUUGUGCAUCUGAAAUGUACCAAGAAACACAGGGGCCUAGAAACUUCUCACCUGAAAUAUAUGAAGAAACAGUGGGUGGGAACUGUUCAUCUGAAAUAUGCCAAGACACAUCUGGGCCUAGAGACAAUUCACCUGAAAUACACCAAGAAACAUCUGGAUCUGAAUCCUGUUCACCUGAAACAUACCAAGAAUUUCCUGGACCUGAAGACCUUUCUACUAAAACAUACAAAAAUAAUGAUGUGCCUAAUGAAUGUUUUUCAGAACCACACCAAGAAACAGAGAUAAAAGAGAAAUCCAAAACAGAAGAAUCAGAGAUUCCAGCAGUUCCAAGCGUCACUCAAGAGAUUCAACUGGAAAAUGAUGUCUAUAAUUAUGUUUUGUUUUAACAAUGCUCAGUCAACAUAAUCGUCCAACAAAAUACACAUCUUAAUGUCA